This is a messenger RNA of Scaptodrosophila lebanonensis, 1721 nucleotides long. Its product is annotated as probable fumarate hydratase, mitochondrial. The transcript has 5 exons. Gene Ontology annotation, biological process: tricarboxylic acid cycle; fumarate metabolic process; malate metabolic process. Bases 29 to 1651 code for a protein of 540 amino acids. Gene Ontology annotation, molecular function: fumarate hydratase activity. The record is from RefSeq and is a predicted model, not a curated record. Gene Ontology annotation, cellular component: tricarboxylic acid cycle heteromeric enzyme complex; mitochondrion. NCBI's taxonomy places the organism in Eukaryota, Metazoa, Arthropoda, Insecta, Diptera, Drosophilidae.
AGAAAAAUUUGUAUUUGAAUUAUUUGCAAUGUUUCGGUCGUUGCGAUCUGUAAAUGUGCGCCAAUAUCUGGUGUCCUACGCCAGAUUGCCACGCACCCUUUCCACAACCUCUGUGUUGUGCGACAAGGGCGGGGAUAAGAAAGAGGACAAGAAAGGCGGAGGCAAGGAUGGAGGCGACGGCAAGUUUCGCAUUGAGAAGGACACCUUCGGUGAGCUAAAGGUGCCCGCCGAUAAGUUCUUUGGGGCACAAACAAUGCGGUCCAAGCUCAACUUUCCCAUAGGCGACAUUGGCGAACGCAUGCCGCUGCCCGUAAUUCAAGCGAUGGGCAUACUGAAGAAGGCCUGUGCCGAGGUGAACAAGGAGUUUGGCUUGGACGCAAAGAUAGCCGACGCCAUAUCUUGUGCUUGCGACGACGUCAUUUCGGGUAAAUUCUAUAAGAAGGGCGACUUUCCGUUGGUCAUUUGGCAGACCGGUUCGGGCACCCAGACCAACAUGAAUGCCAAUGAGGUUAUCAGUAAUGCGGCCAUCAAAAACAUGGGCGGCGAGUUGGGCUCCAAGAAACCCGUCCAUCCCAAUGAUCAUGUGAACAAGUCGCAGAGCUCCAACGAUACCUUUCCGGCUGCCAUACACAUCUGUGUGGGAAUGGAGCUGAAUGAGCGUUUGAUUCCGGCCAUCACCCAUUUGCGCGAUGCGAUCAAAUGCAAGUCGGAGGACUUUAAGGACAUCAUCAAGAUCGGCCGCACGCAUUUGAUGGACGCUGUGCCGCUGACAUUGGGUCAGGAGUUUAGUGGUUAUGCCCAUCAGCUAACCAAUGGUUUGGAGCGCAUCAAUGCCUGUCUGCCGCGCGUCUAUGAGUUGGCUUUGGGAGGCACAGCCGUCGGCACUGGCCUAAACACCCAGAAGGGCUUCGCCGAAAAGGUAUCCAAGCGCGUGGCCGAGCUAACAUGUUUGCCUUUCGUGACGGCACCAAAUUUCUUCGAAGCGCUUGGCGCUCGUGAUGCUAUGGUUGAAGUGCACGGUGUGCUGAACACCAUCGCUUGUAGUCUGAUGAAGAUUGCCAACGACAUUCGCUUUCUGGGCUCAGGGCCUCGUUGCGGUCUGGGCGAGCUGAUGCUGCCCGAGAACGAGCCCGGCAGCUCCAUUAUGCCUGGAAAGGUGAAUCCAACGCAGUGCGAGUCUCUCACUAUGAUCUGUGCUCAGGUGCUUGGUAAUCAGGUCGCAGUAUCAUUUGGCGGUGCAACCGGACAUUUCGAGCUGAACGUCUUCAAGCCGCUGAUUGUAUCCAACGUGCUACGUUCCAUACGUUUGUUGGCUGAUGGUAGUGUUACAUUUAGCAAGAAUUGCAUGGAAGGCAUUCAGCCCAAUAAGGAACGCAUUGCCAAGAUCAUGAAUGAAUCGCUUAUGCUGGUUACGGCUCUGAAUCCGCACAUUGGUUACGACAAGGCGGCAGCAAUUGCCAAGACUGCUCACAAGAACGGCACCACCUUGAAGGAAGAAGCCCUAAAGGCCGGUGUCACCGAAGAUCAGUUCAAGGAAUGGGUUGAUCCCAAGAAGAUGAUUGGCCCCAAAGAACCAGGCAAAGAACCAGCCAAGUCAGACAAAGAUCCAGCCAAGUCAGACAAAGAACCAGCCAAACCCAAGCCCAAAUAAUUUUUGCAAACAUGCUAUACCAAUUUAAAUAUUGAUUAAAAAUAGUUAAAGCGCUUCAUUCAAAUACUUA